Molecule: messenger RNA, 2285 nt
Organism: Fusarium odoratissimum NRRL 54006
Lineage: Eukaryota; Fungi; Ascomycota; Sordariomycetes; Hypocreales; Nectriaceae
Exons: 4
Coding region: 286-1299 (337 amino acids)
Source: RefSeq, a predicted model, not a curated record
CGAAGUCCCACCGUAGGGAGAUCCAUCUCUAGGGGAGACCAGACAAGCCCAGAAACGGUUAAUUACGCUACGCUACGCUUCUCAUCUCAACACCGACCGACCCCGAACAGGACAGGACGACUUUAAAUUCAGAGGAGGCCCCCUUGACCUGAACUCUUCAUCAACCUCUUGGCGUCAUUCUUCGCCUCUUUUAAUUCAUAACCUCCGCUGUUCUCUAUCACCGCGGACUCUUUUCUUCUUCUUUUUCUCCCCUCUUCUCUACCCCACCAUACAACAUCUAUCACCAUGGAUCUGAACCCCAAGUACGACAACUAUGAUUUCCCCAUCAAGGGCCCUGAGAAGCAGGAUGGCCACGCCGGCUACCUCACAGAGGACCAGAUCGCCAAACUCCACCAGUUCCGCAUGAUGCUUGAGUCCGAAGGUUGCACUGAUCGAUUGGACACCUUGACUCUGCUUCGAUUCCUCCGAGCGCGCAAGUUCGAUGUCGAGGCCGCCAAAGCCAUGUUCUUGGAUACUGAGAAAUGGCGAAAGGAGGUUAAGCUUGACGAGACUGUGCCUGUCUGGGACUAUCCCGAGAAGGCUGAGAUCGGAAAGUACUACACUCAGUUCUACCACAAGACCGACAAGGAUGGACGACCCAUCUACAUCGAGACCCUUGGUGGUAUUGAUCUGACCGCCAUGUACAAGAUCACCAGCGCUGAUCGCAUGCUCCUGAACCUCGCUGUCGAGUACGAGCGCGUCGCCGAUCCCCGUCUUCCUGCCUGCUCCCGCAAGGCCGGCCACCUCCUCGAGACAUGCUGCACCAUCAUGGAUCUCAAGGGCGUUUCCAUCACCAAGGUUCCCCAGGUUUACUCUUACGUUCGACAGGCCUCUGUCAUCUCCCAGAACUACUACCCCGAGCGUCUCGGCAAGCUGUACAUGAUCAACGCCCCCUGGGGUUUCUCCACCGUUUGGAGUGUUGUCAAGGGCUGGCUCGAUCCCGUCACCGUCUCCAAGAUCAACAUUCUCGGUUCUGGAUACAAGAGUGAGCUCCUCAAGCAGAUCCCCGCCGAGAACCUCCCCAAGCAAUUCGGUGGCGAGUGUGUGUGCGAAGCUGGCUGUGAGAACAGCGAUGCUGGUCCUUGGCACGACCCUGAGUGGGCUCGUCCCGCUUGGUGGGAGAGAAAGCAGGAUGCCAACGUCAUCGAGAACAAGGGCUCUGAGAUUGAGGAGCCCGCAAAGGCUCCUGAGGCUGCUCCCGCUGCCGAGGGUGCUGAUGCUACCCAGACUGCCCCUGCUCCCGCCCCUGCUGCCGCUUAAAGAAGAGUACAUGUACUAAAGGUGAAGAACAUGGAAGAAAGAUAGACGGGCGGGUUUGCGACGUCUUAAUAUAGACCACAUAUUUUCUCUCGUUUACCAUGCUUUUUUUCAACAAAUGGGGUUUGAGAGGUUAUCUGAGCGAAGAUAUAUAUAUAUAUAUAUAUGGUAAAAACACGUUGGAGGAGAGUAUGGCGGAGCGUGACGUUUGUAGGGAGCACAAAAAAAGACUUCCAACCCCCUUCUUGUUCUGCUCGGUGUAUAAACAUGCUCAUGUGGACGUUUUAUUUCGUGUGUGCCUAGACUUAUGUUAGAUGCUGGCUGACUGAGGUUCCUGACUAUGGCUGCAAUAAUUCUCAACAAUAGACGCGGUCUCGAGAUUUGUGUUGUAAAAUGUGAAGUGACAUUGCCGAUUAAUCCAAUUCAAUCCAAUGCGCCCCAACUCCCUGUUCGUAAUACACUGAUCGCCGCCCUGGGUAUAUAUGCAAUCAAGACAAGGGAUGUCUUUUAUCGUCCCUGCGUAACGACAUACUCGCCCGCCACGCGCGCUCUCUGCAUCUUGGCCACCACGGCAGGCAUAUCGCGCUUCAAUCUUCCCAGACCCUCGACAGCUCUUCGAAAUCCUUUCUCCACGCCAUCUUGUCUCUCCAGUGGUUGGACAUCCAAAUCCACUUCAGCGGCCUCUGCUAUAAUCUGCUGUUUUCGCGCUUCGAGCAUAUCGUCGUCGCGCUUUAAACUAUCGCGUAAUUGCUCUGCUUGCGCCUCGGCCGUUGUAGCGGGUACCGAGCGUUUCAACGCCGCAACGUCCUCGAGAAGCUUUUCUUCUUGUGUGAUUAAAUCUGCCACGCGCCGGCGCUUGCGUGUAUCGAAAGGUUCGUAAACGGUAUCGGGCUCGACGUUUGAUUCGGAGAGGAAAGAGUCUGGAGAUACGGGGAGGCCGUUUAUCGAGAGAUUUGGAGAGGCGAAGGAGAAUGUUUUGUCGAUGUACU